AUGGUGAAUUACUACAAAGUCCUUGGACUGAAAAAAAGUGUUUCACAGGAUGAUAUUAAAAAAUCCUACCACAAACUGGCACUAAAAUGGCAUCCUGAUAAGAAUCCCAACAACAAGGUGGAAGCUGAGAACAAAUUCAAAGCAGUUACUGAGGCAUACAAGGUUUUGUCUGACCCUCAGAAACGACUGCUCUACGACAGGUCUGUUAAGGAGAGCAGAAUCCCCAGGGGAAGAAGUGACACAGGGGGUAAUAACAGCUCCUUUGAGUCCCCUUACGCAUUCCAUGACCUCGACAAGAUCUUCAGUGAAGACUUUGGAGGGAUGGAUACCCAUGUACCUGUUUUCUGGGACCCCUUUGACAACAUCAGAAACAAUAGUGAAAAUGGGCAUAGGACAAGUGGAAGAGGAAGAAGCUCCAGGCUGUUUUCUGACUUCAUGGAACCAUUUACAACAUGGGAUUCAUUCAGCCCCAGAAAGCACUCCACUGCCUCCUCUGCUGAGGACACAGCUGGGCAACACAGUGUCAGAGCAGUGAUAACCACUACUGAAGUGACCAAUGGCAAGAGGAUCACCACUCGGAAAAUCAUCGAGAAUGGGCAAGAGAGAACAGAAGUGGAAGAAGAUGACCAGCUCUUUUGUCUGUUACAAUAA
Molecule: messenger RNA, 651 nt
Organism: Merops nubicus (carmine bee-eater)
Lineage: Eukaryota; Metazoa; Chordata; Aves; Coraciiformes; Meropidae
Product: dnaJ homolog subfamily B member 8-like
Exons: 1
Coding region: 1-651 (216 amino acids)
Biological process (GO): positive regulation of proteasomal ubiquitin-dependent protein catabolic process; protein refolding
Cellular component (GO): cytosol; endoplasmic reticulum membrane
Molecular function (GO): ATPase activator activity; Hsp70 protein binding
Source: RefSeq, a predicted model, not a curated record